Molecule: messenger RNA, 2591 nt
Organism: Schistocerca americana (American grasshopper)
Lineage: Eukaryota; Metazoa; Arthropoda; Insecta; Orthoptera; Acrididae
Product: metabotropic glutamate receptor 4-like
Exons: 15
Biological process (GO): G protein-coupled receptor signaling pathway
Cellular component (GO): membrane
Molecular function (GO): adenylate cyclase inhibiting G protein-coupled glutamate receptor activity
Source: RefSeq, a predicted model, not a curated record
GUCUGCUUCGCGGAGAUGCACAAACUGUUCCGAGGGAAGGGAGACAGGCUAUUCGUCCUUUUUUCGGAAAAGGUGCUUCCCAAGGUUCCAUCAGCAAUAUCGACGGCGCGGAAUACCACUGCAACAAGACUGCGGUCCGCAAGGUGAUCUCUGGCGUGGUGGGAGCAGCUUCCAGCGUCACGUCCAUCCAGGUGGCCAACCUGCUGAGGCUGUUCAAGAUCCCGCAGGUCUCGUUCUUCUCGACGAGUCCGGAGCUGAGCAACAAGCAGCGCUUCGAGUUCUUCUCGCGCACCAUCCCUUCCGACCACUACCAAGUGAAAGCCAUGGUAGAGAUAGUGCGUCGCAUGGGAUGGUCUUACAUAUCAAUCAUCUACGAAGAAUCCAAUUACGGCAUCAAGGCGUUCGAAGAGCUGGAGACACUGUUGGCUCGCCACAACAUCUGCAUCGCCGUCAAGGAGAAGCUGGUGAAGGACUCGGGCGUCGCUGAAGAGGCCGGCUACGACAGCAUCGUCAACAAGCUGCUCACCAAGCCGCGAGCCAGGGGUGCCAUCAUCUUCGGCUCGGACCAGGAAGUGGCGGGUGUGAUGCGAGCGGUGCGGCGCUGCAACGCGACCGGGUCCUUCUCGUGGAUCGGCUCGGAUGGCUGGAGCGCUCGCUCGCUCGUAUCGGACGGCAACGAGCUGGAGGUGGAAGGCACGCUGUCCGUGCAACCGCAGGCCAAUCCCGUGCAGGGCUUCCACGACUACUUCCUGUCGCUCACCGUCGAGAACAACCGCCGCAACCCCUGGUUUGUCGAGUUCUGGGAGGACCACUUCCACUGCAAGUACCCCAACAGCUCGCUGACGCCGUACAACUCCAAGUACACGACGCCGUGCACCACCAAGGAGGUGCUGACUCGCAACAACACCGCCUUCGAGGAUCAGCUACAGUUCGUCAGCGACGCUGUUAUGGCCUUCGGAUACGCCUUCCGGGACAUGCACCGAGAGCUGUGCCACGGAAGGCCCGGCUUGUGCGACGCCAUGAAGCCCAUCAAAGGCAUGGAGCUACUCAAGUAUCUCCGGAAGGUCGACUUCGUAGGUCUGAGCGGCGACAAGUUCCGCUUCGAUCCGAACGGGGACGGCCCGGCGCGCUACAACAUCAUCCACUUCAAGCAGCUGCGGCCCGGACACUUCAAGUGGGUGCGCGUCGGCGAGUACAAGGAGGGAGAGCUGCGACUCAACAUGUCAGAGAUCCAGUUCAAGCUGGGACACCCGCAGCCGCCGGAGUCGGUGUGCUCGCUGCCGUGCGAGAGCGGCCAGGCCAAGAAGUACGUGGAGGGCGAGAGCUGCUGCUGGCACUGCUUCAACUGCACGCAGUACCAGAUCCGGCACCCGACGGACGAGACGCAGUGCCUGAUGUGCCCGCUGGGCACGACCCCCGACACGGCGCGCACGCGCUGCCGCGACAUCCCCGAGGUGUUCCUGCGCGCCAGCAGCGGCUGGGCCAUCGGCGCCAUGUCGCUGUCCGCCACGGGCGUCCUCGUCACGCUCUUCGUCGCCGGCGUCUUCGCGCGCCACAACGACACGCCCGUGGUGCGCGCCUCGGGCCGCGAGCUCAGUUACGUCCUGCUCACAGGCAUCCUGCUGUGCUACAGCGUGACGUUCGCGCUGGUGCUGCGGCCGACAGACGUGGUGUGCGGCGUGCAGCGCUUCGGCGCGGGCUUCUGCUUCACCGUGGUGUACGCGGCGCUGCUCACCAAAACCAACCGCAUCGCGCGCAUCUUCCACGCGGGCAAGCGCUCGGCGCGCAGGCCCUCCUUCAUCUCUCCGCGCUCACAGCUCUGCAUCUGCAGCGCCCUCGUCGGCGUGCAGGUUCUGAUCAACGGCGUGUGGAUCCUGGUGUCGCCGCCGCGCGCCGUGCACCACUACCCGACGCGCGAGGACAACCACCUGGUGUGCUCGUCGCACAUCGACGCCUCCUACAUGAUCGCCUUCGGCUACCCCAUCGUGCUCAUCAUCGUCUGCACCGUGUACGCCGUGCUCACGCGCAAGAUACCCGAGGCUUUCAACGAGUCCAAGCACAUCGGUUUCACAAUGUACACGACGUGCGUGAUCUGGCUGGCGUUUGUGCCGCUCUACUUCGGUACCAGCAGCCACGUGCCGCUGCGCAUCACCAGCAUGUCCGUCACCAUCAGCUUGUCGGCUAGCGUCACGCUUGCCUGCCUCUUCUCGCCUAAACUCUACAUUAUCAUCGUGCACCCUGAGCGCAACGUUCGCCAGAGCAUGAUGCCGGUGCGGUACAGCGCCAAGAGCCCCGCCGUCACGGGAACCACGCAGACAGGCAGCAUGAUGGCCGCCGUCGUCUGCGGCCAGAAGCCGCCGAUGCACCCGACGGGCAUCUCAUCGCAGACCACCGACUCCGGUAUGGAGCUGGAACUGCGUGAAGACGUGGUUCACCAGCGCCGACCAGUGGUGCACGGCUGCGUGCUGCUGCUGGUGAACCGCUCGACUCAGACAGAGCCGCCACCCGCUGAGCCGCAGACGCAGCCCCAGCAGCAGGAGCAGCAGGUGCAGACCCAGGCGGUGGCCGCGGAGCACGGCAGCAGCAACGGC